Glycine soja is the source of this 2009-nucleotide messenger RNA. Its product is annotated as cell division cycle 20.2, cofactor of APC complex-like. The record is from RefSeq and is a predicted model, not a curated record. Gene Ontology annotation, molecular function: anaphase-promoting complex binding; protein binding; ubiquitin ligase activator activity. Lineage: Eukaryota; Viridiplantae; Streptophyta; Magnoliopsida; Fabales; Fabaceae. Gene Ontology annotation, cellular component: anaphase-promoting complex. The coding region runs from base 283 to 1650 and encodes 455 amino acids. The transcript is spliced from 5 exons. Gene Ontology annotation, biological process: anaphase-promoting complex-dependent catabolic process; positive regulation of ubiquitin protein ligase activity; positive regulation of anaphase-promoting complex-dependent catabolic process.
CUCUACUAUAUAUACAAUCCAACAUUUUUCCUUUCACCAUACAAAUCUCUUUCUCUCCCUCCAUUUUCACGGCAUUCGAACAUUCAUCAAAGGCUCUCUAAUAGUCUCGAUUGAUUUUUGUAACUAAUCACUUUGAUUCGAUUGGUUUCAUUUUGUCUAAUAAUCUGUUUUUGCAGGGUUUUGCUUUGUGCUUUAUAUUUUUCUUCUUCUUUUCGUUUGUGCCAUUUUCCAUAUCGUUUCCUGUUCUUCUCUAUUUUUGGUUUUUUCUUUCUUCCCCUAACUAUGGAUGCAGGAUCUUUGAGUUCUUCCGGAACCCUCAAAACACGAUCACGCUACCCUCUUCAAGAGCAAUUUAUUCAAAGAAAGAGUUCCAAAGAAAAUCUGGAUAGAUUCAUACCAAAUCGAUCGGCAAUGGACUUUGAUUAUGCUCACUAUAUGCUUACCGAGGGGAAUAAAGGUAAGGAAAACCCAGAUGUGUGUUCCCCCUCUAGAGAAGCUUACAGGAAGCAGCUUGCAGAAUCCUUAAACAUGAACCGUACCCGAAUUCUUGCUUUCAAGAACAAGCCACCUGCACCAGUUGACUUAAUCCCUCACGAGAUGUCCACUCAUACCCACGAUAAUAAACCAGCCAAGCCCAAACGAUUUAUUCCUCAGACUUCUGAGAAGACUUUGGAUGCUCCGGAUCUUGUGGAUGACUAUUAUCUCAAUUUGCUGGACUGGGGAAGCGCGAAUGUUCUUGCAAUAGCACUUGGAAGCACAGUGUACUUGUGGGAUGCAACAAAUGGUUCUACUUCAGAACUUGUUACAGUUGAUGAUGAAGAUGGCCCUGUGACAUCCCUUAGCUGGGCUCCUGAUGGACGGCAUAUUGCAGUUGGUUUGAACAACUCUGAAGUGCAACUAUGGGAUACAACUUCAAAUAGACAGUUGAGAACUUUGAGAGGUGGGCACAGGCAACGAGUUGGAUCUUUGGCAUGGAACAACCACAUACUCACAACUGGAGGGAUGGACGGUAGAAUUGUCAACAACGAUGUAAGAAUUAGAUCGCAUGUUGUUGAAACCUACAGCGGGCAUGAGCAAGAGGUUUGCGGGCUGAAAUGGUCAGCUUCAGGUUCACAAUUAGCCAGUGGAGGGAAUGAUAAUCUACUUUACAUCUGGGAUAGAGCUACAGCAUCUUCUAAUUCGGCAACGCAGUGGCUUCACAGACUUGAAGAUCACACAUCUGCUGUAAAAGCCCUCGCUUGGUGCCCCUUCCAAGGGAAUUUGUUGGCUUCCGGUGGAGGGAGUGGUGACCGUUGCAUCAAGUUUUGGAAUACCCACACAGGUGCAUGCUUGAACUCAAUUGACACUGGGUCUCAGGUAUGUUCCCUGCUGUGGAACAAGAACGAGAGGGAGUUACUCAGCUCUCAUGGUUUUACCCAGAAUCAGUUAACACUUUGGAAAUACCCCUCAAUGGUGAAGAUGGCUGAGCUCACUGGUCAUACCUCCAGAGUUCUUUUCAUGGCCCAGAGUCCGGAUGGUUGCACAGUAGCAUCAGCAGCGGCAGAUGAAACACUGAGGUUUUGGAAUGUGUUUGGAGCUCCGGAAGCAGCAUCUAAGGCUGCACCGAAAGCCAGAGCCGAGCCAUUUUCAAAUGUGAAUCGUAUACGAUAAGGAAGCAGUAUUUGUUGCCACUGCAAGCACUUGACGGCGAUGGAUGGCACUUUACUACAUACAUCUACAAUACAGUUAAUUACGUUUUGCUGGCAUCUGGAAUGGUUUGUUGUAUCCAAUAUAAUCACAAAACAAAGAGGGGCCAUAAACUGUGUCAAGUAAAGCAAUUACUGUAGGAGAGGUGAAAUUUAUGAGACUUCCAUGUACAUUAUUGUAACAUACCAUCAGUGGAAAAAACAACACUUUUCCCGUGGACGUAGUCACACAGACACAAGUGACGAACCACGUAUAUCGUUCUUCUUGCUGUUUCAGUUGUGCCACCAUUUUUUUAAAUAUAGUUUUGACACUCUCAGUUAGAA